Molecule: messenger RNA, 1661 nt
Organism: Nasonia vitripennis (jewel wasp)
Lineage: Eukaryota; Metazoa; Arthropoda; Insecta; Hymenoptera; Pteromalidae
Gene: gt
Product: giant
Biological process (GO): regulation of transcription by RNA polymerase II
Cellular component (GO): nucleus
Molecular function (GO): DNA-binding transcription factor activity, RNA polymerase II-specific; RNA polymerase II cis-regulatory region sequence-specific DNA binding
Source: RefSeq, marked provisional
AUCGUUCAAGUGUUGUGCUUUUUGUGCUUUUACCGCAGAGAUUCAUCAACGUUAAGUUGGUCAAACAAUAUUUACAAAGAUGACCAAGUCAUUCGAGAAGCUUUCAAUGGAGUCGCUCCACGGGCUGGACUACUCCAGCAGCACGCCGCCGCAGAAGCCAGUCGACGAGCCUUGCGAGCCACCAGUACUGGAUCUGUCUUGCAAAAAGUCUAUGCCGCCAAGUCCCCCAUCGGACUACGAAAAGGAGCCGAUGAUUUCGCCGAUUUCGUCAAUUUCGCCUCUACGAGGAUCGCCUUACCUGGAAAAUCAUCGUGAAAACAACAACAACAACAACAACAACAAUGAUAGCAAACACAUGCACAGUUAUCAGCAUCCUCAGCCAUCUCCAAAGCAGAAAGAGAUGGAACAGACUCAGCAAACCUUGACUCACCACUACCACCACGACGAGUCGACGGCCUUCACCUCCAAUCACGAGAGGAAAAGUCCUUUGAACCGCGCCUACAUUAUGACUCCACCAUCGGAAUCCGACUCGCCGAAGAAAACGAGGUUCCAGCCAAUCUACGAUCACUCGAACGGCUUGAUGCAGGCACAUCCGGCUUACUCGAUGAUUCCGAUGAACAUGAACCCGAUGAGCCUCCCGGUGCCGAUACCGAUGAGCAUUCCACAGGUGCUUCCGACGCUGCUGUCCCAGGUCAACAAUCAUGUGCCGGUGCCGGUGCCGUCGAUGCAGAUACCCACGCCGCCGUCCCCUCGCGAUGUCCAACAGAUGAACGUAUCCUCCGAAGAAAGCAAGAAGGCUCCAAGGCCAUUCAAGGCCUACCCUAAGGAUGCGCUGUCUCUCACCUUGAGCCCGAACAUGAUGUUCGACCAGGAGUUGAAGGAGAAGUACUCCGACUUCCGUAACAAAAUGUUGGACUGCGUGAAGAGGACGAACGAGGGCACCAACAUCAAGAUGCGCCGUAUGAGCAAAAGUCCCAUGCUGCCCACCAGCACUUGCAGCGACAAAGACGAAGCUUACUGGGAAAGAAGGAGGAAGAACAACGAGGCCGCCAAAAGGUCCAGAGAUGCCAGGAGAGCCAAGGAGGACGAGAUCGCCAUCAAAGCAGCCUUCCUUGAAGCAGAAUACAACAAAUUAAAGUACGAGAACGCAAUAUUGAAGGCGGAGAAUUCAAAGUUGCUUUACGGCCGUUAAGUUUGUAAUAUCGAUUUUUAUUGAUAGAGAUUUCUCUACUAUCUUCGUAGCCUUGCAUCUCGAGCAACAAAUAAUAUGGAAAUAUCGAUUUUUAUUGAUAGAGAUUUCUCUACUAUCUUCGUAGCUUUGCAUCUCGAGCAACAAAUAAUAUGAUAUAUCGAUUUUUAUUUAUAGAGAUUUCUCUACUAUCCUCGUAGCCUUGCAUCUCGAGCAACAGACUGCUUAAUUUUAAGAUCGAUAGGUUAAAAACUGCGGAAUCAGUUAGAAUUAGAAAAUUUAGAUAAUUAUUACUUGCGGCGUUUUCUCUCUCUCUCUCUCGCUCUCGCUCACGCUCGCUUGUGUAUUAUUGUGAUGCAUCAAAUUGUAUAUAUUUAAAUUAAUGAUAAUUGGGGUGCAAGCGCGCCCCCCCCCCUCAAUGAAUUGUACAAAUAGAAUUACAAGAAUAAUAAUAAGAAUGCUUUUUUUACCA